UGCCUGCUGAUCGUAGGUAAUAAUUAAAAUGACAGUUUGAGAUGAUCUAUUUUCUGACUGAAUGCUGACGAGGUCUGUUUGCCAACUUGUUUACCGUCAUGCCUUCUGUUUGGCUUUUAAGAACUGGCACGGCUGAGAGUCUCUACACCAACUGCUCAGCAGGAGUGAGGGUUUGAAGGUGUCCCAUGCUGUUGGGACUGGAGAGUUCUGAGCUCUGGUGGGCGCUAGGUUUGUUUGUACUGAAUGUAAUCCACCUGUCAUAUUCUCUUUGCAUUUGGGCUAAGAAUGGGUCCGAGAACUGAUUGGUUGCCUAGAAAACUUAGAGGACCACGCAACUCCGGUUCACUAGUAAAUGUUGAGGGUUUCAAAUUUCAGCCUCAUCUUGUGCGAUUGAUAAGAGGACAGAGAAAUUGAAGCUCAGAAUAGCAUAGAUUUGCUAUCGGCAGAAAGCGCCCACCGACCUUGGAGGUCUCCACCCCACUCCUGACUCGGUCUCAGCCAACAGGGAAGAUGACACCAUAGGCGAGGACAGGGCCUGCGACAUACGGAGGACUCCUAUUGGCAGAAGCCACCUUCUCCACUUCACUAUUGGUCCGCUCCAUCGGGCGGGGAAGCGCGAGAGCUGAGCGGAACUGGGGCUAUUAGGGAGCCUGCAGGUCUUCCUGGAAAGUCGCAAGCCUGUGUUAGGAAGUCGCCCCGCGAUCGCGCCGCCAGGGGUUUUUCUGUUCCUUUGUCCUCCGUUUAUGUACGAAGCUGCCAGCGGCCCAUAGAAACAUGACCACCAAUAUGGUCCCCUUGCACCCGUACUGGCCUAGGCACCUGAAGCUGGACAACUUCGUGCCUAAUGACCUCCUGUCUUCGCAUAUCCUGAUUGUCCUAUUCUCCAUCUCCGGGGGCCUAAUCGUGAUCACGUGGCUGUUGUCUAGCCGAGCUUCCGUUGUCCCACUUGGAGCUGGGCGGCGACUGGCCUUGUGCUGGUUUGUUGUGUGUACCUUCAUUCACCUUGUGAUCGAGGGCUGGUUCUCUCUCUACCAUGACAUCCUUCUGGAAGACCAAGCCUUCUUAUCCCAACUCUGGAAAGAGUAUUCCAAGGGAGACAGCCGAUAUAUCCUUAGUGACAACUUCAUCGUCAGUAUGGAGACUGUCACAGCUUGUCUCUGGGGACCACUCAGCCUAUGGGUAGUGAUUGCCUUUCUCCGCCAGCAACCCUUCCGCUUUGUCCUACAGCUUGUGGUGUCUAUGGGCCAGAUAUACGGGGAUGUGCUGUACUUCCUGACAGAGCUACGCGAUGGAUUCCAGCAUGGGGAGCUAGGCCACCCUGUUUAUUUCUGGUUCUAUUUUGUUGUCAUGAAUGCUAUAUGGUUGGUGGUACCAAGCAUCCUUGUGCUUGAUGCCAUAAAGCAUCUCACUAGUGCCCAGAGCAUGCUGGACAGCAAAGUCACGAAAAUUAAGAGCAAGCAUAACUAAAGAGCCAGAAGGUGGGCUGAGUCCCUGCUCAUGAGGCGCUCUCCUCACUUCCCAGAAGACUCAAAUCCUCUUCCCCCUCGCACAGGUUGGAGGGUCAGAACUAUCGGACUUGUACCACUCAGACCUGAUGAGUGAGCACACAAAGGGCCAGAGUCAGAAAAGGUAGGGAACAAGCUGAGCUACUGCCAGGAACCAGAGGGAAAAGAUGGAAGAGAAGGUGGCAAGUCCGUGAUGGUGGCAACUUCCAAAACCAGGAAAUAAAAUGUCUUUAACUAUAACA
This is a messenger RNA of Mus pahari (shrew mouse), 1747 nucleotides long. It is a transcript of the gene Ebp, whose product is annotated as EBP cholestenol delta-isomerase. Gene Ontology annotation, biological process: cholesterol biosynthetic process. The transcript is spliced from 5 exons. Gene Ontology annotation, molecular function: steroid Delta-isomerase activity; cholestenol delta-isomerase activity; C-8 sterol isomerase activity. NCBI's taxonomy places the organism in Eukaryota, Metazoa, Chordata, Mammalia, Rodentia, Muridae. The record is from RefSeq and is a predicted model, not a curated record. Bases 775 to 1467 code for a protein of 230 amino acids. Gene Ontology annotation, cellular component: endoplasmic reticulum; membrane.